AUGUUUUCCAAUAUAAAGCAUAAAAAUAAAUUUAAUAACGAUAAAAUCAAUAAUGAGCAAAAUGAUGAUGAUGAUGAUGAUGAUGAUGAUGAUGAUGAUGAUGAUGAUGAUGAUGAUGAUGAUGAUGAUGAUGAUGAUGAUGAUGAUGAUGAUGAUGAUGAUGAUGAUGAUGAUGAUGAUGAUGAUGAUGAUGAUGAUGAUGAUGAUGAUGAUGAUGAUGAUGAUGAUGAUGAUGAUGAUGAUGAUGAUGAUGAUGAUGAUGAUGAUGAUGAUGAUGAUGAUGAUGAUGAUGAUGAUGAUGAUGAUGAUGAUGAUGAUGAUGAUGAUGAUGAUGAUGAUGAUGAUGAUGAUGAUGAUGAUGAUGAUGAUGAUGAUGAUGAUGAUGAUGAUGAUGAUGAUGAUGAUGAUGAUGAUGAUGAUGAUGAUGAUGAUGAUGAUGAUGAUGAUGAUGAUGAUGAUGAUGAUGAUGAUGAUGAUGAUGAUGAUGAUGAUGAUGAUGAUGAUGAUGAUGAUGAUGAUGAUGAUGAUGAUGAUGAUGAUGAUGAUGAUGAUGAUGAUGAUGAUGAUGAUGAUGAUGAUGAUGAUGAUGAUGAUGAUGAUGAUGAUGAUGAUGAUGAUGAUGAUGAUGAUGAUGAUGAUGAUGAUGAUGAUGAUGAUGAUGAUGAUGAUGAUGAUGAUGAUGAUGAUGAUGAUGAUGAUGAUGAUGAUGAUGAUGAUGAUGAUGAUGAUGAUGAUGAUGAUGAUGAUGAUGAUGAUGAUGAUGAUGAUGAUGAUGAUGAUGAUGAUGAUGAUGAUGAUGAUGAUGAUGAUGAUGAUGAUGAUGAUGAUGAUGAUGAUGAUGAUGAUGAUGAUGAUGAUGAUGAUGAUGAUGAUGAUGAUGAUGAUGAUGAUGAUGAUGAUGAUGAUGAUGAUGAUGAUGAUGAUGAUGAUGAUGAUGAUGAUGAUGAUGAUGAUGAUGAUGAUGAUGAUGAUGAUGAUGAUGAUGAUGAUGAUGAUGAUGAUGAUGAUGAUGAUGAUGAUGAUGAUGAUGAUGAUGAUGAUGAUGAUGAUGAUGAUGAUGAUGAUGAUGAUGAUGAUGAUGAUGAUGAUGAUGAUGAUGAUGAUGAUGAUGAUGAUGAUGAUGAUGAUGAUGAUGAUGAUGAUGAUGAUGAUGAUGAUGAUGAUGAUGAUGAUGAUGAUGAUGAUGAUGAUGAUGAUGAUGAUGAUGAUGAUGAUGAUGAUGAUGAUGAUGAUGAUGAUGAUGAUGAUGAUGAUGAUGAUGAUGAUGAUGAUGAUGAUGAUGAUGAUGAUGAUGAUGAUGAUGAUGAUGAUGAUGAUGAUGAUGAUGAUGAUGAUGAUGAUGAUGAUGAUGAUGAUGAUGAUGAUGAUGAUGAUGAUGAUGAUGAUGAUGAUAUGAUGAUGAUGAUGAUGAUGAUGAUGAUGAUGAUGAUGAUGAUGAUGAUGAUGAUGAUGAUGAUGAUGAUGAUGAUGAUGAUGAUGAUGAUGAUGAUGAUGAUGAUGAUGAUGAUGAUGAUGAUGAUGAUGAUGAUGAUGAUGAUGAUGAUGAUGAUGAUGAUGAUGAUGAUGAUGAUGAUGAUGAUGAUGAUGAUGAUGAUGAUGAUGAUGAUGAUGAUGAUGAUGAUGAUGAUGAUGAUGAUGAUGAUGAUGAUGAUGAUGAUGAUGAUGAUGAUGAUGAUGAUGAUGAUGAUGAUGAUGAUGAUGAUGAUGAUGAUGAUGAUGAUGAUGAUGAUGAUGAUGAUGAUGAUGAUGAUGAUGAUUUCUAAAAUUAAAGAAUUAGAAAAACGUUGUGCAUUACAAUUAUUAAGACAUGAAGAAAUUUUAUUAGAAAUUGAAGAUGUACGUAAACGUAGUUGUAUCCAAUCGAAUAAUUCAUCAAUGAUGAUGGCAACUACAACAACAACAACAACAUUGAAUUCUAUAAAAAAUCAAUUACAUAAUGAUAUUGAUUCAAUUAAUCAAUCAACAUCAUCAAUAUCUUCUUCUUUAAUCAAUAAUAAUAAUAAUAAUAAAGUUUAUGGUCGGUUAUUACAAUUAGGCCAACAGAAUAAAUUGAAACAAGAUUAUAUACAAUCUUAUGAAAUGGAUUCAUCAUUAUUAUUAGAUCCAUCAUCUUCGACAUUAGAUAUAAUAGGAUUCAAUAAACAAAUGACGAAUAAUAAACAAGUUAAAGGCAGAUUAUUUCGUAGUAAUACUGAUCUACAAAUACCCGAAGGUGAUGAUCCAAAUUUAGUCGAACUAUUUCAAGUUAUUGAAGAAUCUAACAAAUCAACCGAUGUUCCAGCACCAAGAAUGAUAACAUUAGAACGUCAAUUAUUUCAAAGUGUAUUAAUUAGUUGGAAAUCACCAGAAUUAAAUUCAAUGAAUGAAAAUAAAAUUGUAUCUGCAUAUCAUAUUUAUGUUGAUGGACAAUUUCGUUUAGCUGUUAUGGCUAAAGAAAAAACUCGUGCACUGAUUGAUAAUGUGGAUGCUGAUAAACCUCAUCGAAUUUCAAUUCGAUCUAUUUCUUCACAUGGUCAAUCUAAAGAUGCACAAUGUACAUUAGUUGUAGGUCGUGGUAUGACUGCUACACCAGCUCGAUUAAAAGCUACACAAAUUGGUACUAAAUCAGCUAAAUUAAGUUGGAUUCCAGGAAAUAGUAAUUAUUAUCAUCGAGUUUACUUAAAUGAAACUUCAUUACAUGUAUGCAAACCUGGUGUAUAUAAACUGCACUUAACUGAUCUACCACCAGAUACUUUGCAUCAAGUAUGUGUUCAAGCUUUGCCAUCACCAAUUAGUGUACAAGAAUCAGCUCAGCAAUCUCCACCUUGGAUUAAUACUGCCUGGAGUGGUGUACAUACACAGAAACUAGCUGCUUUUAUCGAAUUUCGUACAUUACCCAUAGGCUUACCAGAUCCUCCAAGUCAUGUACAAAUUGAGGCUGGACCUCAAGAUGGCAUGCUACUUAUCACAUGGCUUCCAGUUCCACAAGAUAAAAAUGCAGUAGAAGCUGUUACAGCUGCCGGUGCUAGUAGUAGUUUACCAGUACAAGGAUAUACUGUUUGUUUGAAUGGUCAAGCAAUUAUGGAAAUGAAGGGAGCUUCAAGAGAUCAUGCUAUAUUGAAAUUAUCUACAAUUAGAGAUCAUAUUCAAAGAUUAUUCAAUAAUUGUACCCAAUCAUCAAUCGAUAUUUAUGAUAAUAAUGAUAAUAGUUCAAAUAAAUUUUCAACUACAUCACCAUCAAUUAUAGAAUUAUAUAUAACUGUACAUUCAACAAUUCCAACAGAAUUAUCAUCUAAAGAAGAAAUAAAUACACUUAAAGAAUGUACAUUAUUAAAAGGUUCAGAAGGUCCUGCAUCGAAACCAAUACAUUUAACUGCAUGUUUAUUAAUUAUGGCAGCUGGUUCACUUGAAACAGCAUAUAAAGUAUUUGGUCCUAAUCUUGCAACUAAACUUGGUAUAAAUGAAAAUACAGCUAAACUAGCUGGUGUAUCUUUAUCACUUGAUGGUUUACAAGAGACAACUACACGAGCAAAUAAUCAAAACGUGGAAAAUAUCAAUUCAGAUGAAGAUCAUGGAUUAUUAGUUGUAUCAGCUGAAAAUGUUGUACGUAAACCUAGUCCAACAGCUGAUGCUUUAGGUUCAGCUGAAGCCUUAUUACUUCGUCGUAAGUUAGAAAAACAAGAGUUAAAAGACGAUAUUAAUGAUCAUGAUGAUCAUGAUCCAUUAACUAAAAUAAAUCAUUCUAAUCAAAAUAUAUCAUCUAUACAAAAAUCAUCAAUAAAUCAAUAUAAUCAAUAUUCCAAAUUUGAUAAUCCAUAUCAUUUACAAGAAAUAAAAUCAAAAUUUGAUCAAACUAGAUCCAUAUCAGAUGAUUAUGACUUAAAUAAUAUAAAAGAUCAUCAUUAUUAUUAUAAUAGUGAUCAUGAAGGAUCAUUCAAUAGUUCUAUAUCAAGUGAUACAUCAAUAAUAUCCAAUCAUAAUAAUCAUCAAUGGUUUCGUACAUCAUCCUCAUAUAAUUUAACAGCGGAUUAUCCAAAUCGUCAAUGGAAACCACGUGGUGUAUUAAGGCAUCAUUUAAAUAAAUCUUAUCCAUAUGAAUAUUAUAAUUCAUUAGGACAAUUUAAUAAAAGGGAUAGAAUUCAAUCGAAUAAACAUAUACAUUAUUUUUAUAAUCACAAUGAUAAAAUGUAUCCUCUUUAUAAAACUCAACAUUUAUAUAAUGAUCCAAAAUCAUUUAAAAGUUAUACUUAUCAUGGAAGAAUAUCACCAAAACAUCAAUCAAAACGUUUAUUUAAUCAAUAUAUCAAUAAUCAAUAUCCAAUAAUAUCUUCAUCAUCUAAUAAUAAUAAUCAUGAUGAUGAUGAUGAUGAUGAAAGAUAUUUAAAUAGAAUAAAAGUGAAUCAACAAAAUUAUAUGAAUCAAGUUGUAUACCCUAAACCGUAUUCCAUAAAUAUAAGAAGUCAUAGUACAAGUCCUAAACAAUUACAUAAAUUGAAUAGAUCUAUAUAUUCACCUAGAAAUAAAGAAAUCGAUUAUAUUAUAUCAAAAAGACCGAUUCAUAAAAGAUCUAAAUAUUAUCGUCCAUUACCAUUAGGAAUUGAACAUCAACAAUGGUCAAUUAAAGAUAGGUAUUAUUCUGGCCAUGUUAAUCCUCAUGAAAAUCUCUCAUUACCGGAAAUACAAAUAACACGGAAUAGUAGCUUAUCAGACAAUGAACCUCAAUUCCAAGCAAAUGAUCACUAUCAACAACAGUCACGAUAUUCCUACCAGGAUUUUCGUGGACCAACUAGACCUAUUCGAUCUCGUUUUAUGGAUACCAGACGACAUGGUUCAUAUGAUCCACAGAUGAGCGUUUCUAACUUCUCAACAACACGUCAUGAUCCUGACUAUCCACGUCCUGUAAUACCAUCAGAUACAUAUACAUCUGGACCGAAGAGACCGUUUCAUUAUAACAUACCAUCACCAGCAUCCGGUCCAAUACCUCAACAUGAAUACAGACCUCCAUUUAAUCAAGUCAACAUGAAAAACUGUAGAUCAGGCGAACAAGGAAGUGGUUUAAGACAAGCAGUCGGAUCACAAUAUUCACGAUCAAGUAAAUCAUUUGUACAAAAUGAACAACAAUAUGGCAGAAAUCAAAGAAACAUUAAUGAUGAUUAUUCAAAUCGAAUGGGCCAUAGUGAAUUGAAACCAAUACAAGUUGUAGUAGCCCUGUAUGAUUAUGAUCCAACUACUAUGUCACCAAAUAUUGAUGGUGCACAAGAAGAAUUACCAUUUCGAGAAGGACAACUUAUCAAAAUUCUUACUGAAUGUGAUGAAGAUGGAUUUUAUCUUGGUGAAUGUAAUGGUCUACGUGGAUUAGUUCCAUCAAAUAUGGUUUCUGAAUUACAAUCACAUUCAUUAAGAUCACAAAAAAUUAAUCAUUCAAUAGAUUCUCAUUCAAAUCUAAUAGAUAUGAAUCAACAAUCAUCAGAUCAACUUAAUAAAACUUAUUCAACUGAUAAUAAUUUACAUGGACAAAUGAAUUCACCAACUCAAAAUUAUUAUACAACUAAAAAAUAUGAUCCAUUAAUUUCACAUACUAAUUCUGUUCCUCGAAAUAUAGAUUUUAUGAAUGAACAUUCAUAUCAUCCACAAAUGGCAAUACCUGAUUAUAUUGAAAUAAAAGAUUUACAAUCUAAUGAAUUAGAACAAGAUCGUAAUCUUCAUUAUUCCCAAUCUCAAACAAAACAUACUACUGCUACUACUACUUCUACUACUGUUACUACUACUAUUACUACUACUGAAUUAACUCAAAAUACAAUGAAUCAAAUCAUACCAAAUACAUUACAUCAUAAACCACCAAUGGACUCAAUACAACAACAAAUGAAUCAACAAUCAAAAAUUAUGAUUGCUAUUUAUGAUUAUGAUCCACAUAUAUUAAGUCCUAAUCCAGAUAUUGAUGCUGAAUUAUCCUUUCGAGCAGGUGAACAAAUUCUCAUUUAUGGUAAUAUGGAUGAUGAUGGAUUUUAUUAUGGUGAAACAAAAGAUGGUCGUCGUGGUCUUGUGCCUUCAAAUUUUUUAAAUUCUUAUAACAAUGAAAUUCAUUAUUUAAAUAAACAAAAAAAUUUUACAAAUUUACAUGAUUAUGAUCAAGAAAAAAUACAAAAUCAUAAAGAUCAAUCAUAUUCAAUGGAUCCAUUAAUUCGAAUAUCGAAUCGAACAAAUUCAUCACAAUUAUAUAAUAAUAAUAAUAAUACAAAUUAUGUUAGAAAUACGAGAUCAGAACCAAAUUCUGAUCGAACUAAACUUGUGCAUAAUACACGAUCCAAUUCACCUUGUACACAAACAAGAUCAUACACUACUUCUAAUAAUGAUGCUGUAAUAAAUACAAACAUCAAUUCAACUAAUUAUCAUCGAGAUGAAUUACCUACGAAUGAUAUGGAACGUUUUCCAGAGAAUGAAGAAAAUCCAAUAAUUGUAAUGGAUUUAAAUCCGAUAUCAAACAAUUCACAUAGAAAAGGUAAGUCAAAUAAAGAUUAUGAUACAACUUAUAUGAAUCAACGUGAUACUGAUGUUCCUGAUAACUACAUAGCAACAACUGGUCCUAAUUAUACACAACGAAGACGUUCAACAAUACGAAGUUUAUUUAAACGAGAAUAA
Schistosoma curassoni is the source of this 6618-nucleotide messenger RNA. The record is from the annotation of a GenBank genome assembly. NCBI's taxonomy places the organism in Eukaryota, Metazoa, Platyhelminthes, Trematoda, Strigeidida, Schistosomatidae.